This is a messenger RNA of Sycon ciliatum, 2008 nucleotides long. Its product is annotated as peptidase inhibitor 16-like. The transcript is spliced from 5 exons. NCBI's taxonomy places the organism in Eukaryota, Metazoa, Porifera, Calcarea, Leucosolenida, Sycettidae. The record is from RefSeq and is a predicted model, not a curated record. The coding region runs from base 119 to 1090 and encodes 323 amino acids.
CUGCUACUUUCAUUCUGUCGUGCUUUCACUUUCAAUUUGGUUGUGUUUUUGACACGUCUAUCGACGAAGAAGAACAGCAGGAGAAUAACACAGCGACGAGGUGCAAAUCGCAUUGAAAAUGUUUGCCAAUACGCUCGGUGCUCUGCUGUUGGCGACGUGUAGUCAUGCCAUGCUGACUUCAUUGGAGAAGGAGGAGCUGGUGGGUGUGCACAACGCACUGAGAGGCGAAGUCCUCCCACAGGCCAGCAAUAUGCAGAAGAUGCUGUGGGACGAUCAGCUGGCUACCUCUGCGCAGGAGCACAGCUCGCGAUGUGUGUGGGCACCUAACCAAUUGGCCAAUGCAGAGGCUGCAGCCUCCUUCCCCGAGGGUGUUGGCGAGAACCUGGCCUUCAGUUUCAACGACGCCACCACAGCCGAAGUCAACCCAGUGCGCUUCAUUCACGAGUGGUUCGCCGAGUCGGCCUUCUACAACUUGUCCAGCGAUUCGUGUGCCCCAAAGGAGACCUGCAAGCAUUACAAGCAGCUCGUGUGGAGCAGCUCGCACGCUAUCGGCUGCGGCAUCUACACUUGCCAGCUGUUCGACUUCUUCGGCGUGUCGUUGCCCAACGCCACCCUCUUCUCCUGCCUGUAUGGAGCAGCAGGGAACACAGCCACCCUGAAGCCCUACUCGGAGGGAACACCGUGCAGCGAGUGCCCUUCUCGCUCAGAAUCCUGUGAGGCAAGCCUGUGCGUUCUCAGUCUCACUGCCAACGCCUCUGCCACCGCCGGUUCAGUGGAUCUCAGCGGUCCCGGAACAGUCGGCAACGGCAGCGCUGAGGCCCCACAGGGCAACAUCUCAGCGCCUCCGCUUGUUGCCAUGCCCCCACCAGCAGUGGAGAUAGGCGUAGAUGCACCCACAACACCAGCACCAACAUUGACCCCUAGCCUGCUGCCCAAUCACUGCGAGGCACCGGCAACAGCAACGGAUCGCGAGGACUGCUGGCGGUCUGCGUGGCUUCUCUGGACACAGAAGUACAACCAAUGGGCAGCUGGCCAGUGCAGUCAGUCACCAACUAGUGCCACAUCACAAACCUUCCCUGGCCUUCUCUAAACAUCUUCUUCCCGCAACGCACAGUUUGCUGUUCCUUCGACUAUGCGCAGCCAUACUCAAGAUUGAUGCUCUGAUUGACCCAGACAAACACCUGUACCCGUACAAUGUUACUUAUUAUGUUCAAGGCCUCCACUCAAGUAAUCUUGUUUCUAUGGUGGCAACUCUCCCACACAUGCUGCCUUUCUUUGGCAUGCAGUUAACUGUAAUCCACCUCAGCUGCCUUGCCGUGAGUCUGCUUGAAAUUGCGGCAUCUGUUUCUGGCUAGCUCACAGCUGACAGGCUCCAGAAUAACGGUUAGUCCGGCUGAAUCCAAUGACCGCUCAAAGUCGCAGCAUGACAGUGAGUGUUAUUUCUUCCUAUGCUAUUGUUCUGGCCGUUUACUUGCCGCCAGUCUGUUCUGUUUCCAACCCUCUUCAGUUCUUGUGUCCUUUCCUAUCCGUUCCACAUCCAUUUCUAGCCUGAGAUGGUUCUUCUGUUCUACCUUUAUAUAAAUGGGUUUUUCUUGUCUGGCUCUCUCUCUCUCUCUCUCUCUCUCUCUCUCUCUCUCUCUCUCUCUCUCUCUCUCUCUCUCUCUCUCUCCGUGUAUCAUUUAGUUAGCGUUAUUGGGCUCCUGCAUGUAUAUAGCCGUGCAACCAGUAUCUAGCAACCUAAUGUGCGGUUGUAUAUAUAUGGUACACUGUGCUGUGCAGAUGUGAUUGCAUAUUUCUAAAAGCUACAUUGAUCAGUCAGCGGCUGUCUUAUUCCAUUUCCUAUUUAAUAUUCCGAAUAAAGAAUCAACCGGCAGGCAGUAGUAACAUUCGUGAGUAAAGGCAAUGCACUUAAUGCAGCGUAAUAGAAUCUACCAUUGAGUUUGAUACUCUCCACUGGCUGACGGGCAAUUAUUAUUAUGCUUGUAAGUGAAUGACACCAUGAGGAUGA